CAACAACUGCGCACAGGCUGCACAUCGCAGCUCCAGUCGGUCAUUGCCGCUUAUAUCCGGGCAGGUGUUUGCGCCCCUCGGUUAUUCCAAGACUUUUUUUGUUUUAUUUUAAUAAGUGUUUCUUUCUUCUGAGAGUGAAAUACAGUGGAAUGAUAAUCUGGAGCUUCUUUGUCCACAAUGGCGCAACAAGAGGACUUGAUUUUCCACAGACUAAGUUUUCAUUACCUGAAAGUUGACGUUGGUUGGUGACAGAGACAUGAAGUUUUGCGUGGAUUCACCACAUUUCCAGCCGCUCCUUAAAUGCGCACAAGAGAAUGGCUGCUUUCUUCCUCGUCUUAUAGUUCUGUUUAGAUUUUUAGAUUUUUUUUUUUUUGAUGCUUUGUUGAAUCACUGAUCAUGGCUGGUGGAAAGACGGUUGAUUUUACCCCCUCUAUUCCUGUCAAACUCCUCUCUGCUGGAACAGCUGGAUGUGUGGCCGACCUGGUGACUUUUCCACUGGACACAGCUAAAGUCAGACUGCAGAUUCAAGGUGAAGCCAUGUCUGCACUAAAAGGCCAGAAGGCACAAUACAGAGGAGUGUUCGGCACCAUCUUCACCAUGUGGAAGACUGAGGGGCCCAGGAGUCUGUACAGUGGUCUGGUUGCAGGUCUACACAGACAGAUGACCUUCGCCUCAGUCCGCAUCGGCCUGUAUGACACCAUGAAGCAGUUCUACACCAGGGGAUCAGAUAAUGUUGGGAUUGGGAGUCGGCUGCUGGCGGGCUGCACUACGGGUGCCAUGGCGGUGGCCUUCGCUCAACCCACUGAUGUGGUCAAAGUGAGGUUCCAGGCUCAGAGCCGCCGGCCAGAGAGUGCAGCAGUCAAGAGAUACAACAGCACGCUGGAGGCCUAUAAGGUCAUUGCCAGGGAUGAGGGCAUUAAAGGCCUCUGGAAAGGUUGUUUUCCCAACAUAGCUCGCAACUCUAUUGUCAACUGCUCUGAGCUGGUAACCUAUGACAUCAUCAAAGAGCUCAUCCUGAAGCACAGACUCAUGACAGACAACAUGCCCUGUCACUUCACUGCAGCCUUUGCAGCAGGGUUUUGCACCACCAUAGUAGCUUCACCUGUGGAUGUGGUAAAAACACGCUACAUGAACUCAACUCCGGGGCAGUACAGCGGUGCCAUUAACUGUGCCCUCACCAUGCUGAUUGAAGAAGGACCCACAUCUUUCUAUAAGGGAUUUAUGCCCUCAUUCCUUCGUCUCGGAUCCUGGAACAUAGUGAUGUUUGUGAGCUACGAGCAGAUAAAGAGAGCUGUGAUAAGAUUUCAACAAUACCGGGAUUCUCCACUCUGAUUUGUCACCAACCACCGGUACAAACAGCAAGGAUCUGGGUAGUUUGCGUCAAGCCAAUCAUAAGCCAUCAUGUAUUAUCUUUUAAAAGAAGGUGUUACGAUGGUUGCUGCUGGUCGGGACUUGUUCCUCCUCAGGGAUAAAAGAGCACAUAUCUCUUUUUAAAGAGGUAGCGCUCCGUAAACAAAGUGCAAAUACAUUUUCUAAAAUAUUUUAUUGAAGUAACUUGGUGUGGAUAGGGUUUGUUUUGACACGUUCAUUCUUUUUUAAUAGUGGUGGUUGGGUAUUUGUAGCUCAAAUGUCUGGUUUCAAGUGUUGCUGGGAAUAAGGCUGUGAAUUAGAUUUAUGUUCAUUGUCUUUUUUUUAUCAUUUAAUAGUUUGUCAGUUAUACAGUGAACUUUCAGAAAAGCUCAAGAAGCUUUAAUUUAUCGCAUGUUCUUUCAGGCAACAGCUUAACAACGUAAAGUGUCUGAUUCAUUAUUGCAAACA
Sphaeramia orbicularis (orbiculate cardinalfish) is the source of this 1818-nucleotide messenger RNA. RefSeq names its product mitochondrial uncoupling protein 2-like. The record is from RefSeq and is a predicted model, not a curated record. Gene Ontology annotation, biological process: transmembrane transport. The coding region runs from base 397 to 1332 and encodes 311 amino acids. NCBI's taxonomy places the organism in Eukaryota, Metazoa, Chordata, Actinopteri, Kurtiformes, Apogonidae. The transcript has 6 exons.